CGGACUCCGGAGGCCUCCAUCAAAAUCCCCAUCCUAACCAUCGCGCCUGUUAUUACUACUUCCUCCAACCCUUAUCUCCUCCCAACCCUAACCCUAGCCCUUUGGUAGGGUUUGGGGCUGUCCUCCUCGUCCCCAGUCCUCCACGGUUGCCGGUGGAAGCUGGCCUUUUUGGAGAUGUUAAUUGAUGGUUGAUGCUGAUUUCUCCCUUCUGGUACUUGUCUGUGGGACUGUAAAGAGUUACCUUGUUGCUGCUGAAUUUUUGUGUGGAAGGAGCAGGAGUCCAGACUUGAAUUUGUGAUUUGAUUGGAGAACUUUGUUUUGGGGGCUUUGCAGGCUGAGAUAGCUGACGAAGAGAGUCUGGAAGAUGUCAAGUGGAAACACACAUUGGUGUUAUGCUUGCAGGCAAGCGGUCCGGCCUCGUGGACGGGAUGUGAUCUGCCCCUACUGUGAUGGAGGCUUUAUACAGGAACUGAAUGAGAUAGAUGGUGGUGCCCUCAGCCCUUUUGAUUUCUCUGGACUGGAAACAGGUGAAGACCAUGAUCGUCGAUUUAAUAUUAUUGAGGUCUUGUCAGCCUUGAUGAGGCAACGGAUGACAUUAAGGAACCGUGACAAUGAUGUUCGUGGUAGGCCUGGUAUGAUCGCAGACAAUGGGAUGGGAUUUGGCCCAGGUCCCUGGCUGAUCUUCCGUGGCCAGCUUCCUGUUCGUAUGUCAGAGCAUGGAGGUAUGGAGGUCCUCUUUAAUGGUGCCCCAGCACUUGGGUUGAGGCGUGCCAACGUGGGGGAUUACUUUUUUGGUUCAGGUCUUGAUGACCUGAUUGAACAGCUUACUCGAAAUGAUCGGCAUGGUCCACCACCUGCUUCACAGUCAGCAAUUGAUGCGAUGCCCACCGUGAAGAUAAACCAGAGGCAUCUUCGUGGUGAUUCACACUGUCCAGUUUGUAAAGACAAGUUUGAGUUGGGAUCUGACGCACGUGAAAUGCCAUGUAAGCAUUUAUAUCACUCAGAUUGCAUCACUCCAUGGUUGGUCCAGCACAAUUCCUGCCCAGUUUGUCGCCAUGAGUUGCCAUCACAGGGCUCUGGAAGUAACACCCGCAGCCGUUCGAGCAAUCAAAAUCCAAAUUCUGGUGCCAGAGACAGUGAGAAUAACAAUUAUUCCACAAGUAGGGAAAAUGGUGGAGAAAGUCAAGGGAGGCGAAAUCCACUAUCCUUUCUGUGGCCUUUUCGCUCCUCAAACCCUAGUUCGAAUUCUCACCAGAAUGAAUCAGGGGGAAGCAGUUCUGCUGCUGUUCAUGAAGAUAUUAACCAGAUGAGUUACUCCGGAUGGCCCUUUGAUUAUUGAAAUCUAUCUUCAGCUAGUUCUUUGAUGAUCCUCCUAUCGAUGAACAUAGUUCACUUCUGCAGUUUCAUGUUCCAUUUAAGCAAGAUUCCACUAUAUUCAAUGAUGAAAUUGACGUUUUCAUAUGAAACCUUUGUUGUAAGGUCAUGAAACAUCUAAAGGUCCUUGCUGUCUUCAGUGUGAAUGGUGGCUAUGCUUUCUUCUGCAGCAUUUGCUUUGCUUCUUAUUGCGUAAAUUCCAUGAAAAUUUGUCGCAUAAAUAUACUUUUGUUUACCUUAUUUUGCUUUUGGAUUUCUAGUGUGUUCAUCAUGAGAGGCUCAGCUAUCAUGUUUAUACAUGUAAAAAGGUAAAAAAAGAGCUAAUAAUAUCCCUAUGUAUCCCUUGAGACAUCUUGUUUUUUAGUUAA
This is a messenger RNA of Phoenix dactylifera (date palm), 1742 nucleotides long. NCBI's taxonomy places the organism in Eukaryota, Viridiplantae, Streptophyta, Magnoliopsida, Arecales, Arecaceae. The record is from RefSeq and is a predicted model, not a curated record.